CAGAUUUUUAUGAACAUCAAAAACAAGGAGCCAAAAUUCCCAAAAAAACUGGAUGAAGACGCCACUAGUCUUAUACGUAAACUCUUGAGGAAACAACCAGACAUACGGCUUGGAGCAAGCGAACGUGAUGCAGAAGAACUAAAGGAAUGUUCGUUCUUUAAGGAACUGGACUUUAACGCCCUUUCGAAAAAACUCAUCAAACCCCCGAUCAUUCCCAAACAGAAAACACCCGGAUGUUUCCGUAGAGUAUUUUCUAGAAGUCCAAGACAGGCUGUAUUAUCAGGAGAACGAUAUAAACCAGCACUUAAAUUUGUGGAGAAGGAAUUAGGAAACUUUGCUUGUUCUCCACUUUCACAAUGAUGGAAUGCCGACCAUCUUCACCAGGGUUGGACUGGGGGAACCCCCUCUGUCCUCCCUUUCUGAGCCGGCGUGCUGUGCUGCGUGUGCAUGAGCGCCGCGUGUGUUGUCCUUUGUCAGGCAAUAGCAGCAGGAAGAAGGUGCGGAUCUGACCCACAAGGGCCAGGGGCCCACCGGGUUUUUUCCCGGAUGUCCCACCCAACACUGAAAUCCUGGCAAAGAAAAGGUACAGAAUAUCAUUGUGGUAAAGAACGGGACAUCGAUGUGGUCAAGAUUAGACUAGAAGAAGAGCUUACAAGGUGGCCAGGUGUAGAAGACAGGCCUAGGAAGAGGAACAAGCUACUAUGACUUACAAUAAUCCCCAUUUUUAUUUAAAAAACCCUCCCUAACCCCCCCUUAGCCUACUGUUCCCUCUAAUGAUUGGCACCAUUACUGCCCAGUGGCCUCUCAAGCAGUCGGCUGAGGGGGUGUUGGUGCAAUAAAUCAAUAGGUUCUCCAACCUGUUGAUUCAUUGCAACGACCCCCAAACCCAGUUUAAUGGCAGGCCAUAGAGCCAAAGCAACUGGGCAACAUUCAAACUCGU
Messenger RNA from Xenopus laevis (African clawed frog), 940 nucleotides. Its product is annotated as serine/threonine-protein kinase N2-like. The transcript is spliced from 3 exons. The record is from RefSeq and is a predicted model, not a curated record. NCBI's taxonomy places the organism in Eukaryota, Metazoa, Chordata, Amphibia, Anura, Pipidae. Bases 10 to 360 code for a protein of 116 amino acids.